Molecule: messenger RNA, 3893 nt
Organism: Heterotrigona itama
Lineage: Eukaryota; Metazoa; Arthropoda; Insecta; Hymenoptera; Apidae
Source: the annotation of a GenBank genome assembly
AUGGAAGUGAAAUUCGGGAAUUAUAUAAAACCUUUAAACAAUCAGCACGUAAUAUAACUAUUAAUUUAAAAUUAAAGAUGGCUGCAACGGCCUCAGUAAUCUGCUUAAGGGUUAAACAGUCAUUAAAUUUCUUUUGUAUAUGUAUAAAUUAAUUCUACAAAUUCGCGUUCAUCCCAAAUAAACGUUAAAUAUGGUUCAAUUGAAUAUUACAGUUUGUUAAUACGAUAACUGACUGUUUAAAUAAAUUCAUAUUUGUAGAAUUAAUUUUGUGUAAAUAAUGAAAUUCAACAUAUAAUCGGUCACGAAAAUUUGUUUCUCAUGUUACAUCACAAAUAACACAUUUAUUAAAAAAUACAUUGGCGGAUAAAAAUCAUUAUUUCUCUCGAAACCUUAAUGUGCUACAAGGUGUAAAUAAAUUUCGGAAAAUCCAUAAAGCGAAUGGAACAUUUUGUACACUCUGCAUGCACAUUACAUUGUAAUUAUGGUAAAUUUAUGUUGAUAUAUUCGAAUCAUUUUUCCAGACUCUCCAUAAACAAAUUACCUAACAAUUUAUAUUGAAUAUAAUUUUAAUGAGCUCUAUCUUACAAAUGUAUUAAUAAGGCAAUAAAACAUAUAAUAAUACUGCAGAAGAUAUUUCCAAUUCUCUUGAAAUAUCUGAAUUUUGCAAGCGUAUUUACGUAAACUUUUCGUGAACUGAUCAUAAAUAUUGAUCUGAAAUUUUUGCAUAGUAGUGUAUUAUGUACGUCUCGAACGGCGUGGUCAUUGAAACGGAACGAUCUGUUGCAGGGUGCAGGUACGAGGGUCGUAGAUACCAAGAGGGCACGUCGGUGGUCACGUCCGAGCCCUGUUUGCAGUGCAGGUGUAACGACGGUGCGCUCAGAUGUCGUCUUCGAGUUUGUCCACGACUACCAAACCCACCACCCAUCGGAUGCCGCGUUCACUCGCCAGGGGAGAACGUCUGUUGUCCGGAAUUAGUUUGCGACGAGACACGUUGCUUGCACGAGGGCGUGAGAUACGGGCCUGGCUCGGCGAUGAUGGGAUCACGUAGAUGCGAGUACUGCUACUGCAUCUCUGGCACGAGAAGAUGCAUCAGGCCAAAGUGCCUUCUGCCCCUGCCAGGAUGCACUCCGUUAUAUGCACCGCAGUCUUGUUGCCCGGUUGCCUACAAUUGUACUCGGUGCCGCGUGGGUUCGAGAAUAUACGAGGAGGGUGAAAUGGUCCGUGACAUCGAGUGGAAAGCUGCCUGCGACAAUUGUUUCUGCGCGAUGGGCGCAGUACGAUGCGUGCCCCUUGCUUGUGCGCCACCUCUUCAAGGCUGUAGCCCGAUCGUACGCGAAGGGCACUGUUGUCCAUCCACCUACAACUGCACCGGCAGUCGAUCAAAUAACAAAUCCUCCGGUUGAGGGACGGGGUCACCGAGUGGUCGAGGAACGAAUCGAUUCAAGUACGAAGGAACCCGUGGACGAACCUUCUUCUAUCGUGACUGAUUCCACAUCCUGGCCCGCUACUUUCGAGACCGAUAUUAUGGACAACGAGAUACUCGAGACCGUUGACUACGUGAAGUCCAGCCCGGAAAUCGCCACCACUACUUCUGCCACUGUCGAAGAGUCAACGACGAGUGUCGACUCGUUCACAGUGGAAUCGACCCUGUCCAUCAGAGACGACGAUCUCUCGAACGACUCGUCGACAAUCUUCUCAACGAACAGCGUCGGUGAGUCGACGACGAUCAACGUUAUCGAGGAUCUGUCGUCGAUGGACGAUACGACGAGCACCACGACUACGACGACGACGACGACGACGACGACGACGACGACGACUACGACUACGACUACGGAAUCAACGACCCUGUUACCGGAACCGAGCGGAAACGAUACAGUGACGGAGCUACAGCAGCCAGAGGAGGAGAAGAUGCACAACGUGACCGUGACGAACAAGAAUGCGACCUCGUCGACGAGCGGAGAGCUCGAACAGGAUUUCGAGCACGCCAACUCGACGGUGAAACCGAUUGAGACUACGGAGUCGAUGAGCAAAAGCUCCGUCACUAGAACGUCAUCCUCCACCGUGGUAAUGCCGGACGACAUCCUGGUGAUGAACGUGACUGUGAAAACAAACGUCUCGGUGGGUCAUAUACAGGGUGUGACGAUCAACCCGAUUAGAUCGAUCCCGCCGGACGUCGAGGCCAUUCUGAACAUCACUCAUCGGGAAAAGGGCGAGGAUUACGAUUAUGAUUACAGCGAGCCGACGUUGCCGCCGUCGUUACCCAAUGUCAGGAUAAUUCCGUUCGUGGCAGCGGACGCGUUAGUGAAAGACAAGACGGUCCCGUCGCCGGUCACCGGAUAUCCUUCCGGUUCGGUGGUGGUGCCUCCGGAACUGCGGCCCACCGACACCUCCGGAUUUUACGACAUCGCCACUCAGGAAAACAGAUUCAGCCCGCCAGUGGAGACCGAAGGUGGAUUCGUUCCAAGGGAACCGCCCUAUUUCGACGCGUCUUACCAUUCCACCGAUCUGAAUCUCGAAAUCGGAACAGGCGUCACCGUGGUUCCGGCUCCAAUCAGCAAUCCUCAUCGUAAAAGCGAUGCCAGCAACUGUCUCUUCGAGAAUAUGGAGUACCGUCACGGGGAGAUUCUGCCGAGCAGCAGUAUCUGCGUGAUUUGCAUGUGCUACUACGGCGAGGUGGUCUGCUCCUCGGAAAAAUGUCCGCCACUGAAAAUCGGAUGCAGAAGGAUCAACACCAAGGAGACGUGUUGCGGGAAAAUCGUCUGUGUGGAAGCGGAAGAAUCACCAACGUUAGUGUUAGAUCGUGCAGAUGCAACAGCGCCGUCCCUUCAUCAACCGAUCGUCUCUCCAGACCCAUUUCGCGACGUGAUCAAGACAGAGCCAGCCCCUGAUCUGCCUUCUCUGAUCGAGGACAUGAUCCCUUACCUGGUAGAACACGGGAUCACCACACCGAGGCCAUCGACCACCAGCACUCUGAAACCUCUGCAAGCAAACUUCGAUUUCGUAGAUAAAUUAGCUCUCCUUCGUCCGCCGUACAGGCCAGACGAGGACCCGACCAGGCUAAUCUCCCAGAAUAAAUACAAUCUGAAUCAGGAUGAACAUCCGGAGGAAGCGAUCUCCCCGAGUUACAGUUCCAAAGAAACUGAACGGACGUCAAAUCACGUUUCUGAGACGAUCCCGCAGAAAACUGGCUCGCCAAUGACGGAUUAUACCACUAAGAAACAGGAGGAUCAAACCGUUCCCUCUCUCCUCAACGCGACGAACCCUAAUCCCAUUAAAUCGAACGCUUCGAACGUCAACGAGACGAAUGCCUCAUCGGAGUCGAAGCUCGAAGAUUCGAAAUUGAAUAAUUCAAAGUUGAACAAUUCGAAGUAUCAUGCUGCUACGACUAAACCACCUCCCGCAGAGUUGGAGGAUCCUAUAUUUAGCCUGGACAGUGUUCUAGAUUUGUUGUUCUCUUCAGACAUGAAUAACAAUCAGGAUGAUAAAGAUACGAAGCCAACCGAAGCAACGACUACACGUAGAUCGACUACGGAUGUUAAUCGCGAGUCAGAGGAUGAGAGGAUGUCCUCUAUAGUGAGUGAGAAGCUGGAGGAACACGUGACGGAGGCUGGAACGUCUUCGAAGGUUCUGGAGAACGAGAUACCCGUGUCGGUAGCUAGUUUGUUAAAAUUGGCUGGAUGUAACAUCUAUGGGAGGAUGUAUCGCGUUGGUAGGAUCAUCACCGAGCUCUCUGGACCUUGUCUGGAGUGCAGGUGCACGGAGAUCGGUGUGCAGUGCAAGCAGCUUAAGUGUUGAUCGAAGUUGGCUGUGCCAAGCUGGGCCAAGCUGUUUUCCUUGCAAUUAGGUUCGUUCGAGUUAAUAGAUUCACUGCUGUGUCUGGACGCAUCCCCCCC